GUGUUCAUCCUGGGGGUCAACUUCCCGGAACACCGUUUUGUAUGGCGCUCCCUUGAAACCUUCUUCGGUAUCGGCUCUGCAACUCGAGCCAAAAUAAUGUCGCGCUUCCACCUCCACAAUACUAUCAAAGUUGGCGAAUUGACUCAAACCCAAGUCCUCGACCUAACCGCGCACCUCGACUCCAUGCCGAUCGAAAACCACCUGCGACGGAAAAUGCAGCAGGAUAUCGCCAGGCUCAGGGAUACCGGCACGUAUAGAGGCAGAAGGCACGCAAUGAACUUGCCUGUAAGAGGGCAGAACACUAGGAGCCAAAUCAAGACAGCACGGAAGCUCAACAGGGUGGAAAGGUUCUAG
Cladophialophora yegresii CBS 114405 is the source of this 354-nucleotide messenger RNA. RefSeq names its product 30S ribosomal protein S13p/S18e. Bases 97 to 354 code for a protein of 85 amino acids. The transcript is spliced from 2 exons. Gene Ontology annotation, cellular component: ribosome. Gene Ontology annotation, molecular function: RNA binding; structural constituent of ribosome. Gene Ontology annotation, biological process: translation. NCBI's taxonomy places the organism in Eukaryota, Fungi, Ascomycota, Eurotiomycetes, Chaetothyriales, Herpotrichiellaceae. The record is from RefSeq and is a predicted model, not a curated record.